This is a messenger RNA of Nicotiana tabacum (common tobacco), 2897 nucleotides long. RefSeq names its product transport inhibitor response 1-like protein. Gene Ontology annotation, biological process: SCF-dependent proteasomal ubiquitin-dependent protein catabolic process. The record is from RefSeq and is a predicted model, not a curated record. Gene Ontology annotation, cellular component: SCF ubiquitin ligase complex. NCBI's taxonomy places the organism in Eukaryota, Viridiplantae, Streptophyta, Magnoliopsida, Solanales, Solanaceae.
UAAGAGUACUUCACUCUUUUCACUUCAUCUCCACCCCACCCACCCCCCAAAACCCCAUCUGUUCUAAAAAUCUUGCUUACCAUCACUAACCAAAAACAAAAGAAAAACCCUUUCUUUUUCAUCUUCUUCAACCAUUCCUGGAUCUGAAAAAAUAUAUUUUAUUUCUUCAAGGGUGGGGGUUUAUUAUUUUCUUUUUGUGUAUAAAGAAAUUAUUAUUCAUUCAGAUUUCAGAAGAAACACUUCCCAUAAAUCUAACCCCUCAAAACCCACCCACCCCCACAUGAGUAGUAGUGAAGAGAUGUCUGAAGAUGAGGAGCGUCCACCUUGUCCUUCAGAUCUCUCCGGCGGCGCAGCAAAAUCCCGCAACUGUUGCGCCGUCACCGAUGGCUCCGUCGCCGGCGGCGGAGGAGGAGGGAUUUUUCACUUUUCACCACACCCAGAUCAAGUUCUUGAAAAUGUGCUAGAAAACGUUCUCUGUUUCCUCACUGAUCGCCGUGACCGUAACGCAGCAUCCCUCGUCAGCAAAUCUUGGUAUCGGGCCGAGGCCCUAACCAGAUCCGAAGUCUAUAUCGGCAACUGUUAUGCUGUUUCGCCGGGCCGAGUUACGGCCCGUUUCAAAAGGGUGACCUCUGUGGCCAUUAAAGGGAAACCUAGGUUUGCUGAUUUCAGUUUGCUUCCUCCAGAUUGGGGGGCCCACUUUGCUCCUUGGGCUUCUGUUUUGGGUGAAGCUUAUCGCGGGCUUGAGAAGCUGUACCUGAAACGCAUGUCCAUAACUGAUGAUGAUCUGUCUUUGUUGGCCCGUUGUUUCCCCCAUUUCAAAGAGCUUGUUCUUGUCUGUUGUGAUGGUUUUGGGACUAGUGGUCUUGCUAUUAUAGCCCGUGAUUGCAGGCAAAUUAGAGUUCUUGAUCUGAUAGAGUCUGAGGUGUCGGACGAUGAAGUGGACUGGAUUUCCUUCUUCCCUGAGAACAAGACGUGUUUGGAGUCUUUGACCUUUGAUUGUGUUGAAUGCCCUAUUGAUUUUGAGGCAUUGGAGAGGCUAGUUAUCAGGUCGCCUAGUUUGAAGAGGCUGAGGUUGAAUCGGUUUGUUUCUAUUACGCAGCUGUAUCGGUUGAUGAUUCGAGCUCCACAGCUUACCAAUUUGGGAACAGGUUCAUUUGGCCCCUCGCUACUCAUUGAUGAACAGGACCCUGAUUAUGCAUCUGCUUUUUCUGCCUGCAAAUCCAUUGUCUGCCUCUCGGGUUUCAGGGAAAUUGCUCCUGAAUAUCUGCCUGCAAUUUAUCCAGUUUGUUGCAACCUGACCUCUCUUAAUUUCAGCUAUGCUGCCAACAUUAAUACUGAACAAUUCAAAUCAGUCAUCAGCCGCUGCCAUAAGCUCCAAGUAUUGUGGGUAUUUGAUUCUGUAUGUGAUGAAGGACUCCAGGCAGUUGCUGCGACAUGUAAGGAUCUGCGGGAGAUUCGGGUUUUCCCUAUCGAAGCUCGGGAAGAUGCAGACGCCCCUGUUUCUGAAGUAGGUCUUCUUGCAAUUUCUGAGGGUUGCAGGAAACUUCAGUCCAUCUUAUAUUUCUGCCAACGAAUGACAAAUGCAGCUGUUAUAGCUAUGUCAAAGAACUGCCCGGACCUUGUUGUAUUCCGACUAUGCAUUAUGGGUCGACACUUGCCUGACCAUGUUACGGGCGAACCAAUGGAUGAAGGCUUUGGUGCUAUUGUCAAGAACUGUAAGAAGCUUACUAGACUCGCUGUAUCUGGUCUAUUGACUGACAAGGCUUUUAGUUAUAUUGGACAAUAUGGAAAAUUGGUCCGAACCUUGUCUGUUGCUUUUGCUGGGAAUAGCGACUUGGCUCUGAAGUAUGUGCUUGAGGGCUGCCCUAAGUUGCAGAAGCUAGAGAUCAGGGAUUGCCCGUUUGGAGAUUUGGCUUUGCGUUCUGGCUUACACCACUAUCACAACAUGAGGUUCCUUUGGUUGUCAUCUUGUAGAGCAACUCUACAAGGUUGUCAGGAGAUUGCUCGACAAAUGCCCCGCCUAGUAGUGGAAGUGAUUGGUUGGGAAGAUGAGGAAGAGAGUGAGAAUGGUGAGUACGUCAAUACAUUGUACAUGUACCGGUCUCUUGAUGGGCCAAGGGCUGAUGCACCACCAUUUGUGCAAAUACUAUGACGUUUUUAGAAGGAAGAUCGGAAUUUUAUGCAGUAAUUGAUUGGGGCCUUUAAGAAAUGAUUUAACUAUUUUCUUGGGAAGAGAUGCUCUCCGGAAGUCUGCUGCAACCCAUAAGAAGGUGCAAGUCUCCUUCUUGAGCAAACAAAUGGUGCACCACUUGCAAAGGAGGUGAGCAAUCUAUACUAUAUUCACUGCUGGUCUACAUGGAGUUCAAUGUAUAUGGUUCAGUACAGAGAUUGGUUUUUCCAGCGCAGCGAUCGUGAAGACAAAUGUUGUACCAGUAAUCUUUUCUUUUCAUUUUCUUUUACUUCAUAUUCAUGGGGCCUUUCAAUUUAGCAAGUGGAGAUGUUCCAAAUCGUGUGCUGGCAGGAUCACAUUGCAGCUCAAUGAGACUUCUAAAUAGCUCGUUGGAGAAUGGGGGGAUUCAGAAUCGACACACAUGGAAUACAACUGCAUGCUCGAGUUAUUGGAUCAUCAAGUAGUAUCUUUUCAUACAACUGGGCCUCUACUUUAUUUUUGUUUCAUUGUUAGUUUAGACUUGAAGCUUUUUUAGUUGGUGAUAGCCUAAUGCUCAGGAAGGAUACAGCAGUUGGAUCUCUCCAUCUCGCUUUCUAGAAAUAUUUGUUCUUUCCAGAUUGUGUUGUUCUUAGCACCUGACUGUUGAAUUUAUUAUUGUUAUUGUUAGAAGAAAUGGUGAGAGAUGGGUAAUAAAUGCCAAAUAUGCAUGGACCAGAUGCUAGUGUGA